Molecule: messenger RNA, 864 nt
Organism: Prunus armeniaca (apricot)
Lineage: Eukaryota; Viridiplantae; Streptophyta; Magnoliopsida; Rosales; Rosaceae
Source: the annotation of a GenBank genome assembly
AUGGUGGGCAAUGGAAGGUUGGAAACCAAAUGUGAAAUUUACAUUCAAAAUAUCAGGAAAGAAGAUGUUAGAAUAACGCUAUGGGGAGACACUGCACGAGCGUUUGAUUUCCAAGCUUUGGAAGAGUUGGCACCACCAAUAAUCACUGUUUUCACAAGUCUUAAAGUCAAACAAUUCCAAGAUGCUAUUAAAAUGGUCCCUCCUUCUUCGAUUCAACCGAUCAAGCCUGAGGAAUUAGAAAAUGCUAAAAAGCUAUCUGUACAAGAGUUGAAUGUUCUUGAUCCGGAUUUAUGCAAGGAUGCUUUUAUUUUAUGUAGAGCAGCCAUUACGCGUUUUAAUACGCGUAGUGGAUGGUGGUAUAAGGCAUGCCCAUCCUGCUUCAAACAACUUAGAUCCAUUGCCCACAAUGAUGAACUUCUGUGUCCUAAACACAAUAAUCAAAUUCCUCUCCCUUGGUUUAAAGUUGGUUUGGUUCUUGAGGAUUCAACUGAUGAAACAAAUGCUAUGAUCAUUGGAAAAGCAGCAGAGCAAUUGUUUGGAAUUUCUUGCAAUGAAUUGGUUAUUCAACAAGGUUAUACUGACCAGCAAGAGUUUCCACAUGCAAUUCUACAGACAAGAGGCCAAUUUAAAAUUUUCAACUUCGGAUCAGAAGCCAACUUUGUUGAACAUCAGAAAAAAAAUAUUGCUGCCCAAAUGCUUCCGCCCACUCCCCCACUUCUUUCAAAGAAAACACCGCCUGUAUCUCUCGCUGUCUCAUCCAAUCCUUCUUCAGUGGAGCCCAUUUCAAAUUCGAAAAAGAAACGUAAACUUCAAGUGAAAAGAGCUCUUCUCACCUCUUUAACAAGUAAAAAACUGAAAAGCUGA